This is a messenger RNA of Polyodon spathula (Mississippi paddlefish), 1350 nucleotides long. RefSeq names its product RIMS-binding protein 3. The record is from RefSeq and is a predicted model, not a curated record. Lineage: Eukaryota; Metazoa; Chordata; Actinopteri; Acipenseriformes; Polyodontidae. Gene Ontology annotation, biological process: neuromuscular synaptic transmission. The annotation marks the transcript as partial. The transcript is spliced from 6 exons.
AUGGUCAGUGGAAUCACAUAUAGCCUGCUUGUAAAUAAAGACAUCAGCAGGAUUCUUGAGGAAUACAGGAAGGAGAUAGAGAAGCUGAAGACUGCCCUCGAGAAUGAGAAAUGCAAAAACAAGCAGGCGCUCAAGAAGUUUGCGACUGACCUAAGUCUAUUUAGAGCCACAGCUAAAAAAGAGCAAACCAAAGUCGUGGAGGAUCUGUCUUCCAGGCACGAGCAGGAGAAAACCCUGGAAGUACGGAACCUGAAGGAGGCUUUUGCAAAGGAACGCGAGGCUGAAAUCCGACAGCUGUUGCGGUGGAAAGGCAACGAGCUGAAGGAGGUCGGGGUUUCUCUUGGAAAAGAACGGGAUAUUGCCAUCAAGCAUGCCAGAGAGCUACAGCGCCAGCUGGCUGAGGAACUGGUGAGCCAGGGCAGUCCCUGCAAAGUAGUGGGCAAGAAAGCAACCAAUGAUCCGGGCUGCCAGAGCAACAGGGAUGCCUACCGUAAACUAGAACAGCUCCUUCUGAAACUGAGAUGGGAGACGGAUGGAGAGCAGGCUGCAGUCAUCCGAUGCCUGAAGGCAGAGCUGGAUUUAGAGAAAAACCUGUUCCUGAAACACUUGCUUGAGACCCACAGCUGGACUUUCGAGGAGAACAAAGCAAUCCGACGCAGGUAUUCUGGAGAAUCAUUAAACGGCUUGGCUUUUGUGCCAGGAUCACCAGAGUGCUCCUCCAGAGCUACCAGAACAAAAAGCAUUUCUCCAGAGAAGAAGCCAUCUAAGAGAGACUCGGGCACUUCUAGAGGGUCUUUUUGCUCAUCCCCUGGGAAGGAGUCAUUUUGUAACAACCUGUCCCCAGAGAAAUGUACCUCAACACCAAGAUCCCACCGGUGGACUCCAAGAGGUGACCAGGCCUUCUUCAGACGCAGCUGCUCCACAGGGGUGGUAACUUCAGGAGGGCCUUCCCCGUCUAAAUGCUUGCUUUUUGACAUGGACUGGAUGAAUGGCACAGACUAUGGGUAUUUGGUGAGGCAGAAUUCAGAAUUGCUGCGUGCCCUGGAUGAGCUGGAAAGGACCUGUGCUUCUCUGCGUCAGGAAAAUGUGUUAUUGCGCAAAAGCAGCUCCCCUGAAACAGAAGAGAAGGUGAAGAGGCUGAAACGGAAGAAUGCCGAGCUGGCCGUCAUCGCCAAGCGCUUAGAGGAGAGGGCUCGGAAACUACAAGAGGCCAACCUCAAAGUGGCGAACACACCUGUGCCACUGAAGGGAUCCGGUGUAGAGCAGUACAAGAAGGCGUUUGCCAGGCAGCGUGCCCAUGACCUGGCAGAGCAAGCAGAGGCCCUCCUUGCCAAAGAUAAGGAGAUUGAA